CUCCUCCUCCUCCUCCUCCUUCCUCCGCCUUUUGUGCUACCAGGAGAGGCGCCGGAGCCGGAGCGGAGCGGGUCCCCCGCCGGACUUGCUGGUGGCGGCGGCGGAGCUGCUGGGCGGACGACGGAGCCCCGAGCGAGCGACGGACCCCGGCCGGCCCUCCGGGAGCGAUGCUGGUCCUGGCCGUGCUGUGGGUCUUCACGGGAGCCGACGCCGCUUUCGCCCAAGUUCUGCAGACCCGCUUUGUGGAAGAGCCUGAGGACCAGACGGUGGUGGCCGGCCAGAGGAUUGUGCUGUCUUGCGUGGUGCUGAACUAUUCCGGGAUUGUGCAGUGGACGAAGGAUGGCCUGGCCCUGGGGAUGGGGCAAGGCCUCAAAGCCUGGCCCCGGUACAGGAUCAUUGGAGCCUCUGAUUCUGGGCAAUGCAACCUGGAGAUCACGGAUGCCGAGCUCUCGGACGAUGCCCUCUACGAGUGCCAGGCCACAGAAGUCGCGCUUCGCUCCCGGCGCGCCAAGCUGACAGUCCUCAUUCCUCCCGAGGACCCUGUGAUUGACGGAGCCCCUGAGAUCCUGCUGCGGGCUGGGACCCCGCACAACCUCACGUGCCGGGCGCGCAACGCCAAGCCAGCCGCCACCAUCGUCUGGUUCCGCGAUGGGGUGCAGCAGUUGGAAGCGGCCACGACCACGGAAGUCUUGCCGGACGGGAAGCGAGAAUCCACGCUCAGCCAGCUCCUCAUCAACCCCACCGACCAGGACAUCGGCCGCAUCUACAUCUGCCGCUGUGCCAACGACGCCAUCCCGGCGGGCAAGGAGACCUCCAUCAAGCUCAACGUUCACCACCCCCCCACGGUGACGCUGUCCAUUCAGCCCCAGACGGUGCAGGAAGGAGAGCGAGUCACCUUCACCUGCGUGGCCACCGCCAACCCAGAGAUCAAAGGCUACAGGUGGGCCAAAGGCGGCAUCAUCAUCGAAGACGCCAAGGAGAGCAGGUACGAGACGCAGGUGGACUACACCUUUUUCACGGAGCCCGUCUCGUGCGAAGUGCACAACGACGUGGGGAGCACCAACGUCAGCACCCUGGUGGACGUGCAUUUUGCCCCUCGCAUCGUGGUGGAGCCCAAGCCCACGACCACCAACAUCAGCCUGGACGUGACGCUCACCUGCGUGUGGGCAGGGAAUCCGCCCCUCACCCUCACCUGGACCAAGAAGGAAUCCAACAUGGUGCUGAGCAACAGCAACCAGCUGUACCUCAAGUCCGUCACGCAGGCGGACUCCGGGCUGUACGUCUGCAAGGCCAUCGUGCCGCGGAUCGGGGUUGGAGAGAGAGAAGUCGCCCUCAUCGUCAACGGUCCCCCCAUCAUCUCCAGCGAGUCGGUCCAAUACGCCGUGCGGGGGGACCAGGGGAAGGUGGAAUGCUUCAUCGGAAGCACCCCUCUCCCUGACCGGAUGGCUUGGAGCUGGAAGGAGAAGUUUUUGGAGGCGGGCACCCUGGAGCGCUACACUGUGGAGAGGAGCAACACCGGGAACGGCGUCCUCUCCACCUUGACCAUCAACAACGUGAUGGAGAGCGACUUCCAGACCCACUACAACUGCACGGCCUGGAACGGCUUCGGCUCUCGGACGGCCAUCAUUCAGCUGGAGGAGGAAGAAGUUCUGCCCGUGGGAAUCAUCGCUGGUGCCACCAUCGGAGCUGGCAUCCUGGUCAUCUUCUGCUUCGUGGCCCUGGCCUGCUUCCUGUACAGACGGCGCAAAGGAAGCCGCAAGGACGUGACUUUGCGCAAGCUGGACAUCAAGGUGGAGACGGUCAACCGGGAGCCUCUGACGCUGCACACGGACCGCGAGGGGGACACGGCCAGCGUCUCCACGGCAACACGCAUCAUGAAAGCCAUCUACUCGCCGUUCAAAGAUGACGUGGAUCUCAAGCAAGACCUGCGCUGCGACACCAUUGAUACUCGGGAAGAAUAUGAGCUGAAGGACCCAACCAACGGCUACUACAACGUCCGCGCCCACGAGGACCGCCCGUCUUCGCGCACGGUGCUCUACGGCGACUACCGCAACCCCGGCCCUUCCCGCUACGAGGCGCGGCCCUCAUCCUGCCUCUCUCACUCCAGCGGCUACGCCCAGCUCAGCACCUACAGCCGGGGACCGGCCUCGGAGUACAGCACUGAGCCCGUCCCGGGCCCCGCUGCCGGCGCCUCCACGGCCGAGACGGCCAGCCAGCUCUCCUACGAGAACUAUGGGGGCCACGGGGCCUUCCCCCCCAGCGCUGGCUACGCCACCUACCGCCUGGGCUACACCCAGCCCCCUCCGCCCGCCCUGGACCGAGCGCCCUAUGACACCUACGACCCCCUGGGCAAAUACACCACGGCCACCCGCUUCUCCUACACCUCCCCGGACUACGGGCAUCGAUUCCAGCAGAGGAUGCAGACUCACGUCUGAAAGCGGCCAGGACUGGGGAGGGCAGGCGGAAGGUACCUCACGACUCCCCCUGAUAUUCAGGGGCUCUUCCCCGCCCCCCGAAACCCGGCCCCCUUCGCCCCCCCUGCAGGCUGGACUCGCAGACCUCCCCUCGGACGAGGGCGAUACCCGGGGGUCCGUCUUUCAAAAUCCCCGAGCUUCCUUCCGCCGUUUCUCAUAAAUAUUUUUCUUCCUCCUCGCAUGAAACACUGCUGUGAUGGGGGGGGCUUUUCCGAUUCAUGGGGGGCUGCAAGGGUGUCGAGCCAAAAAGGGGGCAUCUUGUGAGACCGGACCCUCCUCUCUGCAUGAGGCAGCGCCUUCGUCUCGCGGUGGACACCUGUAAGGAGGUGAAAGGUUGGAAAUGACCAAACCAGCGGGGGGGGGGCAGUGUGGCUGUGCUGGUGUUUGGCUUGGCCCCAAACAAGGAUCUGGGGGUACGCGGGGAGCCGUGCGUUGCAGUCGGAGGGGGGUUCUCAUCCUAAUGAGUGCAAGACAGAGAGAGGCUGAUUUCUAUGUCAUGUGGACUAGCGACUUGACUACCAAAUGGGGUCCCCACCCCUUCUUCUGUUCUGCGCUUGGUGCAACGACACCCCCUCUGUCAGAGCAGGUGGAAACACCCUUCUUUGUCACAGAGAGGCAUGCAAAUGGGCCUCUCUGGCGGCACAUGCUUUCACAUCUCCCCACAGCAAUGGAGCCCCACGUCCCUUGGGGUGCGAGCUGAUUGAGGUCUGGGGCUAAUGUUUCACCCACCCGAAAACAUCAAGAGAGCCUCGUCCCGCCCGCCUUGAGGCCGUGACCGAGCUCCUUGCAGAAUUUCAUAGACUCGCAGAAUUGUAAGGUUGAAAGGGCCCCCAAGGAUCAUCUAGUCCACCCCGCUGCCAUGAGGGAGUCGAUUUGGUACGCCAAAGGAUCCUGCCUGGGGUCCUCUGCCUCUUCACCCUCACCACCAGAUUGAGAGGCCUGGAGGAGAGAAUGGGCUGAGCUCCAUUGCGAUGCCUCGUCUCACCUGCUUCCCAGACUUUAUCCCUCCUCGCCCCACUGUUGGAGGGGAUGGGUGCUGGGGGAGGGGGCUCUUGUGGGAGAAACCGCCAGAGGGAAAAGGCCAGGGAGCUCUCCUGGGUCCCGCCCCUGUGACCUCUGGCUCUCUUGCUCAAACACCCCCUCCCAUCUG
Molecule: messenger RNA, 3624 nt
Organism: Podarcis raffonei (Aeolian wall lizard)
Lineage: Eukaryota; Metazoa; Chordata; Lepidosauria; Squamata; Lacertidae
Gene: KIRREL1
Product: kirre like nephrin family adhesion molecule 1
Exons: 15
Coding region: 168-2435 (755 amino acids)
Biological process (GO): cell-cell adhesion
Cellular component (GO): cell-cell junction
Molecular function (GO): cell adhesion molecule binding
Source: RefSeq, a predicted model, not a curated record